Labrus mixtus (cuckoo wrasse) is the source of this 4503-nucleotide messenger RNA. RefSeq names its product glucosidase II alpha subunit b (gene ganabb). Gene Ontology annotation, cellular component: glucosidase II complex. The record is from RefSeq and is a predicted model, not a curated record. Bases 200 to 3040 code for a protein of 946 amino acids. Gene Ontology annotation, molecular function: glucan 1,3-alpha-glucosidase activity; carbohydrate binding. Lineage: Eukaryota; Metazoa; Chordata; Actinopteri; Labriformes; Labridae. Gene Ontology annotation, biological process: N-glycan processing; carbohydrate metabolic process. The transcript is spliced from 25 exons.
AAAGCAGGUCCGCUCUUUCAACGUGAAUUCAUCUUUUGUUUGGUAAAGUAUCGCUGCACGGGCGGGCUGAGAUUAUCACCGUGGUUACAAACUAAGGAAGUUCAGCCGGCAAACGUGAUCUCUCUGGGUCUGAAGGCCACCAGGAAGAAUCAUAGCGGGGAAGUCGAGGUCCCUUCAAUUGAAUUAGCAGCUUGACAGGAUGGCUGCUGUCUUGGUGCUGUGGCUGGCUGUGUGUCUUAGUGGGACAUUGGCUGUGGACAAGGGCAACUUUAAGACCUGUGACCAGAGUGCCUUCUGCAAGCGUCAACGAGCGCUGAAGCCAGGUGAGUCUCCCUAUAGAGCCCUGCUGGAGACCAUGGAGCUGACCAAGACUAGACUCACCUUGCAGCUCACCAAUGACAACAAUAAGGUGCGUCUGCUGCUGGAGCUUUACCGUCUCCAGGGAAACAUGACAAGGGUGAAGAUUAACGAGUUGAAGCCCCUUAAGCCUCGCUAUGAGGUCCCAGACGUGCUCAUCAGAGAGCCACCUACUGAGCCCCUGUCUCUCCUGUCUCAGGAUGAGAACGGGGUGGUGUUGUCCCUGGGGGUAGAGUCUCAGAGGGUCAUUGUCAGUGCCAGGCCCUUCAGACUGGACAUCAUGGAAGGCCGGGAGGUGCUGAUGUCGCUGAACUCACGCGGCCUGCUAGCCUUCGAGCACCUGAGGAUGCGCAAGGACACUUUCUCCUAUAAAGUAACUAGCACAGUGGCUAGCGUGUGGGAUAAUAUCAAGAGGGUAUUCUCUAGUCAGGCAGAGGCUGAGGGCGAGGGCGAGAAGAAAGACGAGGCCGACUCAGCAAACCAGGCUGAGAAAGCGAAAGAAGAGGAGGAGAAAGAAGAAGACGGGAUGUGGGAGGAAACAUUUAAAUCUCACUCUGACGGCAAACCUAAUGGUCCAUCUGCUAUUAGUUUAGACUUUUCAUGGCCCGGUGUGGAGCAUGUCUAUGGCAUUCCUGAACAUGCAGACACCCUCAGGCUCAAAACAACAGACAAUGGAGAUCCUUAUCGACUGUACAACCUGGACGUGUUCCAGUACGAGCUGUAUAACCCUAUGGCUCUUUACGGUGCUGUCCCAGUCAUGUUGGCCCACAGUGCACAGCGGACCACCGGUAUCUUCUGGCUUAAUGCUGCUGAGACCUGGGUUGAUAUCAGCUCCAACACAGCUGGAAAGACUGUGUUUGGGAAAAUGCUGGAUUAUGUGCAGGGCUCCAGUGAGACCCCACAGACAGAUGUGCGCUGGAUCUCUGAAAGUGGCAUCAUUGAUGUUUUCAUAAUGCUAGGACCGACACCCAAAGAUAUCUUCUCUCAGUAUGCCUCUCUCACAGGCACUCAGUCCUUCCCUCCCUUGGCUGCUCUGGCCUACCAUCAGUGCCGCUGGAACUACAAUGACCAGGAAGAUGUGCAGACAGUGGAUGCUGGUUUUGACGAGCACGACAUCCCCUAUGAUUUUAUCUGGCUGGACAUCGAGCACACAGAUGGCAAGCGCUACUUUACCUGGGAUCAACACAAGUUUGCAACACCGAAGGAGAUGCUGCAGGGACUGAUGGACAAGAAACGCAAGAUGGUGGCCAUCGUAGAUCCUCAUAUUAAAGUAGACAGCAACUACAAGAUCCAUAAUGAAAUCCGAUCUCGGGGUUUCUAUAUCAAGAACAAAGAUGGUGGAGACUACGAGGGCUGGUGCUGGCCUGGUAGUGCCGGCUAUCCAGACUUCACCCGUGCGGACAUGAGAGCCUGGUGGGCCAGUCAGUUUGCAUAUGAUCAGUAUGAGGGUUCUAUGGAGAAUCUUUAUACGUGGAAUGACAUGAACGAGCCCUCGGUCUUCAAUGGGCCAGAGGUCACCAUGCACAAGGAUGCAGUGCACGGAGAGUGGGAGCACCGUGACGUGCACAACAUUUACGGCUUCUAUGUGCAAAUGGCCACUGCGGAGGGUCUUAUCCAGAGGUCCGGAGGAGUUGAAAGACCGUUCGUGCUGACCAGAGCCUUCUUUGCUGGGUCACAGCGCUACGGUGCUGUUUGGACGGGAGAUAACGCUGCUGAGUGGGACCAUCUGAAGAUCUCUAUCCCCAUGUGUCUGAGCCUGGGCCUGGUUGGAAUCUCAUUCUGUGGUGCUGAUGUUGGUGGUUUCUUCAAGACGCCGAGCACUGAGCUGCUGGUGCGUUGGUACCAGACCGGGGCUUACCAGCCGUUCUUUAGAGCUCACGCCCACCUGGACACACCGCGCCGUGAGCCCUGGCUGUUUGGCCCAGAAAACACUGCGCUGAUCCGUGAAGCUGUGCGCCAGCGCUACACCCUUCUGCCCUACUGGUACCAGCAGUUUUACAACACACACCACACCGGAGAGCCCGUUAUGAGACCGCUGUGGGUGGAGUAUCCUCAGGAUCCUGCUACUUUUGCUUUGGAUGACGAGUUCCUGAUCGGGAGAGACUUGUUGGUGCACCCAGUUACUGAGGAGGGAGCCAGGGGAGUCACCGCCUACCUGCCCGGCAAAGACGAGGUUUGGUUUGACGUCCACACCUUCCAGAAGCAUAACGGGGCUCAGAACCUUUACAUCCCUGUCACCAUGAGCUCAAUCCCGGUGUUCCAGCGCGGUGGCUCCAUUAUUCCCAGGAAGCUUCGAGUUCGUAGGUCCUCCACCUGCAUGGAGCACGACCCCUACACUUUACAUGUGGCCCUCAACCUCCAGAGAGCUGCAGUGGGUGAGCUCUACAUAGAUGAUGGCCACACCUUCAACUAUGACAAAAAGGAGUUUAUCUACAGAAGGCUGUCCUUCGCCAACAACAUCCUCUCUUCUGUUAACCUGGCCCUAGAUGCCCAGUUUUCCACUCGCUCCUGGAUUGAACGUAUUGUCAUCCUGGGAGCCAGUAAGCCCAGCAAGGUUACCCUGAAGACUCCUGACGGUCAGGAGAGCCAGGUAGAGUUCGACUUUGACGCCUCCAUGUCAGUAUUGACGCUUCGCAAGCCUGGCAUGAAUGCAGGGCUAGACUGGACCAUUGCCCUUCAGUAACCAUGGAGACAGAAGACUGAGAGGAGGAGCAAAUGACUGAGCUGGACUGAACAGCAGGAGAGAACAGACACAAGGCACUGAUACUGACAAUGAACGAAGAGCAGGAAAACAGGACAGUGAACACAUGGACAAUAAAGAACAUUUACACACACACACACACACACACACACACACACACAGUUCAAGUUUUCAUCCAUUCACACACAAACACACACAUAGACCUGUUAGACCUGAGCCACAUGUCGCCAUGUCUCUCUUGUGUUCAGUCACACUUUUAAUACCUAACAAAAAGGGUUACUUCUAGAUAGAUAAUUAUGUUUAUGUUUGUCAGAUAGUUGAAAAUUAAGUAACUCAAAUCAUGCCAUGUUAAUAAAUCUUUGGGCUUUAGAAAGAAGAAAUCCAGGCACUUUUUUUAAAAUUAAUUGUUCACUUUGUUGUCUGCUGGAGAUGAAAGAUCAAUGUGGGAGGAUUGUUGUUAUCUAAAAUGAAGGUUCACAUUCAAAGCACACGCUCCACUUGCUGGUUAUUCCCCAUAACUGCAUAACCUGAUGCUCUUAAAAAAAAAAAUUCCAUUUGUCUUUCUAUCAUUUAGAGCUCAACCCUCUUUUGCUCAUACCCUGUUUCAUAUACUUAGGGAUGGCUUUCCAACAAUCAGCUGUGUGGCUCUAAAAAAGUACUACUUGAAUUGUCCUAAUGCCAAGAAAUCGAAAUGAUUCAUCUUCCAUGCCAUUCCUUUCCAGUCCAUUCUUGUUUUGCCUUUCCCUGAAGUUUUGUGGAAUUUGUGUGAAUGGAAAUGAUUCAUCAUUAUUUCUACACUGUGGGCUGAAUCAGGUUGUUAAACUGCUGCACAGAGAGGGUUUUUUUUUUUUUAGCAGCUGAUCUUAUGUGUUAACUUGGCAAUGGGAAUCGCUUCAGGGGACUGAACCACUGAUGUGUGUGGAUCAUUCUGUUGAUGUGCUUUCUUUGUUUUACCAAGCUCUUUUCUCUGCAAUGUUUACUAGAUUAUUUUUAAUGCACUUAUGGAAGAUAGAGGAUUUCAAGGUUGUUUAGAUUUUCAUGUUAUUAGAAGUCAGGGCAGUGAAGGAUUUCCAGUUUGUCAUUUGGAAUCUUUCUGAAAAGGUUAAAACUACUCUUUGAAAGGUUUUUGUUUAACAAAGUAGAUUUCUUAACAAAAUAAAUGAAUGCUCUGUGAUCAUCAAUAUAGAAAUGAUAGUCUGGAGACUCUGCAUGGUGUCCUGACUAGUCAAUUCAUCCCACUUUCUAGGAGUAUUGUUUUUCUAUGAGUUUGUCUCCUUGAUUGUUUUUAUGAUCCUAAAUGUACGUGUUGUUACAGUUUUGUUGGCGAUGGCUUGAAUUGGAACAAACAAAAGUGAAGGAGCAGACUUCAGCAGUCAAUCAAAGUUGUCGGAUGUACUCAAAGAGAUGAGACCAAGUGAAAAUAAAGUUGACCAAAUUUAAAAUAA